Messenger RNA from Maniola jurtina (meadow brown), 2190 nucleotides. Its product is annotated as xylulose kinase. Gene Ontology annotation, biological process: D-xylose metabolic process; xylulose metabolic process. The transcript has 11 exons. Gene Ontology annotation, molecular function: D-xylulokinase activity. Gene Ontology annotation, cellular component: cytosol. The record is from RefSeq and is a predicted model, not a curated record. NCBI's taxonomy places the organism in Eukaryota, Metazoa, Arthropoda, Insecta, Lepidoptera, Nymphalidae. The coding region runs from base 142 to 1728 and encodes 528 amino acids.
AAUUUAAUUAAUAAACGACAUUCAGUCACGAGAUAGUGAUACGAUAGAAACCGGUGCGCCUGUUUCCGAACGAACAGUGUCAUCAUCUACCGGCAGCUGUGAGCUGUCAAAAAUCAAAAUAUUAAGAAAAACUGUGAUAAAAUGCUUGACGAAACUCGAAAAAAAACUUUUUUGGGAUUUGAUUUUAGCACUCAAAGGUUAAAAGCGGUGGUCAUAGAUGAAGACUAUGUUGUCCAACAAGAAGCUGAUGUUGACUUUGAUGUCGAAUUACCAGAAUUUAGGACAGCGGGCGGGGUGCUCCGCGGGGAGCACGGCGAGGUGACGGCGCCGCCGCUGUUGUGGGUGAAAGCCCUGGACAUGGUGAUGGACAAACUCAUUGUGGCUGGUGUAGAAUUUGCUAACGUCGAAGCCUUGUCAGGGGCUGCUCAGCAACACGGCUCAGUGUGGUGGGCGAAGGGUGCAGAGGACAGGUUAGCCAACCUAUCAUCAGAGCAGUUCCUGCACUCGCAGCUAGCAUCAGCAUUUGUGGUGGACUCCCCCGUGUGGAUGGACUGCAGCACCUCUGCCGAUUGCCGCGCUUUGGAGGAGGCUGUGGGCGGUGCUGAGGAACUAGCAAGGAUAACCGGCUCUCGAGCGUACGAGCGUUUCACGGGCCCGCAAAUCCGCAAGCUGCACCGCACGCGGCUCCGCGCGUACAGCGCCACGGAGAGGAUCUCGCUGGUGUCCUCCUUCGCGUGCUCGCUGUUCGCGGGCAAAGUGGCGCCCCUCGACUUGUCCGACGGAUCUGGCAUGAAUCUCCUCGAUAUACACCAUAAGACAUGGUGCGAAGAAGCUUUAAAGGCGUGCGGGGACGAGACGCUAGCAGACAAGCUCGGCGCGCCGGUACCCAGUGCCUCAGUGGUGGGCACGAUAUCGGACUACUACGUGCAACGUUAUGGGUUCAAACCCGACUGCAAAGUCGUCGCCUUCACCGGCGACAACUGCUCUGCGCUCGCUGGGCUCCGCCUGCGCGCUGGCUGGGUGGGGCUGAGCCUGGGCACGAGCGACACCUUGCUGCUGGGUCUGCAGAGCCCUGCGGCGCCGUCCGCGGGGCACGUGCUCGUGGGGCCCACCAGCGCCCCCUACAUGGCGCUGCUGUGCUUCGCAAACGGCUCGCUCACGCGGCAGGCUCACCGGGACCGCCUGGCGGGGCCGAGCUGGGGCGCCUUCGACGACCUGCUGCGAGCCACCGUCAGAGGCAACAUGGGCUAUAUGGGUAUUUACUACGACACGGCAGAAAUAGUGCCGCGAGCCAAACCCUUGCGUCGACUAGUGGACGCUAACGGUCGACCGGUAGAAAAGCUUGCUUCACAGUUUGAAGCAAGAGCUUUGCUAGAAGGCCAGGCGCUCGCCAGGAGGGCGCACGCUGAGGACAUGGGAUUCACACUAGAGGCCGGGUCGCGUGUGGUGGCGACGGGCGGCGCGUCCGUCAACACGGCCCUUCUGCAGAUCUUUGCCGACGUGUUCAACACACCCGUCUACGUGCAGGACUCGCACGCCAAUGCCGCCUUGCUGGGCGCCGCGGUCCGCGCCGCCGAAGUGUGGAGUGAGCAUACUGGAAUUUCACUUAACGGCUCUGAGCCGACGGUGUCGCCGGUGGCGAAGCCCUACCCCGACGCGGAGCGCAUCUACGCGCCCAUGCUCAGGCGAUACAGAGACAUGCUCAAAGACAUUCCUGCGCUACACUAGUUACAGAGUACAUUGGAUUACAUGUAUGGAACGGCUACACAGUUCACGACAGUUAGGGAACUUCUAACAAAGCGUCGAAGCUUUGACGUCACUGGCAGGCGUCAAAUGUUUAGCACAUUUGACGCAAGUAGCAUACAAGCAGCUUUAUUUUUCUUUGAUUUUCUAAUAUUUGAUAUCGUCCAAAGGAUCAAACCGAGAGUCGUUCACUUGGGCGGCUAUUCCAUACAAAAUUGUGUUCCAUUUCACUGACCUCUAUGAAUACAAGUACGCCUGACUUGCUAUUGCCGAUCUGUAUUUGAAGAAACUUGAUUAUCGCCUUUUGGCGCUGAUACCAGCAGCAUCAUUUAACUGCCUAACUUUUAUGUUACCAAAUGACUAACUUAGAUUAAUUUAAAAAAUAAAAUUUAUAUACUUACUAGAAAUUUUAUCUUAUAAGAGGCACUUAAAUCUCGCAAAGAAAAA